AUGGCACAUAUGGAUGUCACCUGCUUCGAUUUAAGCGAGAAGCGUCUUCCGGAAUCAACCAAACAGAACGGCCGAGCAUCGUUUGGAAGAUCUGCAACGGUGGGAAUAAGACCGGCUCGCCCCAUGUGGCUCUAUGGAGUCUCCAUCUGCUCCAGCAAGGCUUCAGCCAGGGGGUAUCGCGAGGAAAACGAGCCCAGCACAAAUUUCAUCCAACAUCUCAGGAUCAAGCUGUGUGCGCACGGCGCCGGAACCCGAUGCUUGUUCUUCGGCAGCAUGGCCGACUUGGUCCUAGUUCUCUCUCCUGAUGCUGCGGCGGAGAAAAAAAAAAAGCAGCGCGGCGUGGCGCUCUCUUGUGGCGUCGUGAUCCUUGAAGAAGAGGAUGCCCACUCAAUGGCAAGCAAGAAGCGGCCCAUAACGCCGAUGGCACCCAGCGUUUGCGUCCUUUCGGGUGGAAAUGGGUUUAUGCCGAUCGUGGAGCUUCCGGGAUGGCGGUUGCUUGAGAAGCUUCCAUGGCACCUUUUUUUAGGCUUCUGUGCCGUGUCCAAAGUGGUUCUGGCAGGUUAA
Messenger RNA from Trichoderma aggressivum f. europaeum, 564 nucleotides. RefSeq lists its product as uncharacterized. The record is from RefSeq and is a predicted model, not a curated record. The transcript is spliced from 2 exons. The coding region runs from base 1 to 564 and encodes 187 amino acids. Lineage: Eukaryota; Fungi; Ascomycota; Sordariomycetes; Hypocreales; Hypocreaceae.